GCUUCAAAGUUGUACAAAGCAACGAUAAUUUGAUCGAGACACUCGCGAUGCUUCUUAAUAAAUAACAAAUUUCAAUAAGGCAAUGAUUAUUUGAUAUACAAUAUUUAUCAGGUGAAACGAGUCUCUGGGUAGGUUGCUUAAUUGUAUUUAUAAAGAAACAAAAAUUUGCAUAAACAUGCGUACCCUAAUUAUAAGAAAACUAGAUUACACCGUGUUGAAUAUUUUACCGCAGACCUGAUUCAUGAAAGGUUAUGUUUAAAAUUAGUAGAUUAGUAUCCCGUGACUCACGCACCUAACUGUAACGUACGAUAACUAUAAAAACAAGCGAACGCUAUAACAAACAGUUCGUACAAAUAAAAUCAUAAUAUUCUAAAUUACAAAUGUAAGAAACCGCUAUAAUUACACCUAAUUAAUUCGUAUAUAAAUAAAUAAUGCAAAUAAUAAACGCAACAGUGCACAAGUGCUUUUUGCUGCCACUGUACACGCCUUUGAUCGAUCGUGUACAUAUUUGCCUGCAUACCACAGCGAACUGAUGCUACGAUAAACAAAGAUCUAGAUGCAAUUAAUUGCUGUCAGGAUACGUGGCUGUAUCGCGUAUUACGAGAUUAAGUAGGAAAGAAAUACGAAGGAGAAAAACACGCCAGUCGACUCGACAGUAUACGGAGAAAAGGAGAGUUGAUUGUACAUUGUACAAGCAUUCUCCGUGCUCGUAGUGAAUCGUAGGAUGUGCGAGACUGGAGGAGAGAGAAAAAGGCGAUUCAAAGUGGGUAGGAGGUGUGCACACCUCUUACGAGUUUACGAGGCCUACGUCGAACUGAACGAACGGACAGUUACCUUUCCGUUUCGAGACCGCGAACAUCUACCUCUCGUUAUCGCCGCGAAUAAAUCGGUGAUUGCUUCUCGAUUCCUCGAGGAGAAUCAUGUGGAUCCUUGCGUUUUUCUACGGGUUUCUAACCACGGCCCAGGCAAUCUCUACCUCCUGGAGUCCGUCGUUCCCAACGCCAACUGCCAGCGCCCUGCACCAAGGCACCGUCGCUAUCUUCGAAAAUGCACACUCUCUUUACGACGCAGCGAGCUCGUCGUUGCUGGCACACCACGAAGAAGACAGAUGUACACUGUAUAAAAUCGCUAUGAAACAGCAACUCUACUUCGAGUACGUUCACUACAAGACGCAGCUGCCGGACAUGAAGGAGUUCACGUUGUGCAUGUGGACCAAAUUCUACAAUCACAGCAGCGACCAUCCUUUGUUUUCGUACGCAGGUGAGAGACACGCCGCCAGUUUCCUUUCCCUUUCACCUUUUCCUUUUUCUUUUUUGCUUCGAAGAGGCCGGACGAGCGAAAAGGCGAAAGUUCCGCCUCGCACUUUUCGUGGAAACUGAAUCACCACUUUCCUUUUGCUAGCAAUAUUCCACACGCUACUGCACCGUCUCAUCUAUCGCUAUCUUCGCUCCGUUCAUCCGAUUGUCUACCUACUUUAACCCUCUGAUCACCGCAACGUCGAUUUUUUGUUUUAAUUAAGCGUAACAAUAAUUAAUCCUUAUCAUCCUUAAGACACUUUCAAUCCUACGUAUCUUUCUCUUUUCUUUGUUGCUCUUCUCUUUCGUGUACGGUAUAUACGUCCUGUUCAAUUGGCAAUUGGAUCGAACGUCUGGAACAAUACGAUCGAUAAAAUACGAGAGAACGCGAGGAAAUUUCAAAAUUUGGGC
This is a messenger RNA of Bombus impatiens (common eastern bumble bee), 1706 nucleotides long. RefSeq lists its product as uncharacterized. The record is from RefSeq and is a predicted model, not a curated record. The coding region runs from base 921 to 1379 and encodes 152 amino acids. Lineage: Eukaryota; Metazoa; Arthropoda; Insecta; Hymenoptera; Apidae. The transcript is spliced from 3 exons.